UCCACCAUUUCACAGGAGGAUGGAGACCCUGAACACGUCCAGCCCUUUCAAUUUCACCCUGCCACCCAACUUUGGUAAGCGCCCCACCGACUUUGCGCUAAGCGUCAUCCUGGUGGUCAUGUUGUUCAUCAUCAUGAUCUCACUAGGCUGCACCAUGGAGGUCAGUAAGAUCAAGGCACACUUCUGGAAGCCUAAGGGACUGGCCAUCGCCCUGGUGGCACAGUAUGGCAUCAUGCCCCUCACCGCCUUUGCACUGGGCAAGCUGUUCCGGCUGAACAACAUUGAGUUACUGGCCAUCCUGAUCUGCGGCUGCUCACCAGGGGGGAACCUGUCCAAUAUCUUCAGUCUGGCUGCAAAGGGGGACAUGAACCUCAGCAUUGUGAUGACCACCUGCUCCACCUUCUUUGCACUGGGCAUGAUGCCCCUCCUGCUGUACAUCUACUCCAUGGGGAUCUACGAUGGGGACCUUAAGGACAAAGUGCCUUAUGGAGGCAUCGUGAUCUCACUGGUCCUAGUUCUCAUUCCUUGCAGCAUAGGGAUCUUCCUCAAUGCCAAGCGGCCACAAUAUGUGCGCUAUGUCAUCAAGGGAGGAAUGAUCAUCAUGCUUCUGUCUACUGUGGCCAUUUCGGUUCUCUCUGCCAUCAACGUGGGCAAGAGCAUCAUGUUUGUCAUGACACCACACUUGCUGGCCACCUCCUCCCUCAUGCCUUUUAUCGGCUUCCUGAUGGGCUAUAUUCUCUCUGUCAUCUUCCACCUCAACGAACAAUGCAGGCGCACCGUGAGCAUGGAGACUGGAUGCCAAAAUGUUCAACUCUGCUCCACCAUCCUCAAUGUGACUUUUCCUCCUGAAGUUAUUGGACCACUUUUCUUCUUUCCUCUCCUCUAUAUGAUUUUCCAGCUUGGAGAAGGGCUUCUCUUCAUUGCCAUCUUUCGGUGCUACCAGAAAAUCAAUCCUCCUAAGGAUAAAUCAAAAAUAGUCUAUACAGCUGCCGCAACUGAAGAAACAAUUCCAGAAGCUCUAAGAAAUGGCACCUACAAAGGAGAGGAGUACUUCACUUGCAAAGCCUAGCCCUUCCUCCCAGUGGCCUGACUUCUAGUUAGAAGGCAGUUCAUAAAG
Molecule: messenger RNA, 1117 nt
Organism: Orycteropus afer afer
Lineage: Eukaryota; Metazoa; Chordata; Mammalia; Tubulidentata; Orycteropodidae
Gene: SLC10A1
Product: solute carrier family 10 member 1
Biological process (GO): bile acid and bile salt transport
Cellular component (GO): membrane
Molecular function (GO): bile acid:sodium symporter activity
Source: RefSeq, a predicted model, not a curated record